Messenger RNA from Malurus melanocephalus (red-backed fairy wren), 1104 nucleotides. RefSeq names its product POU class 1 homeobox 1 (gene POU1F1). The coding region runs from base 1 to 1089 and encodes 362 amino acids. NCBI's taxonomy places the organism in Eukaryota, Metazoa, Chordata, Aves, Passeriformes, Maluridae. Gene Ontology annotation, molecular function: DNA-binding transcription factor activity, RNA polymerase II-specific; RNA polymerase II cis-regulatory region sequence-specific DNA binding. Gene Ontology annotation, biological process: regulation of transcription by RNA polymerase II. The transcript is spliced from 7 exons. The record is from RefSeq and is a predicted model, not a curated record.
AUGAGCUGCCAAGCAUUURCUUCCUCAGACACCUUUGUGCCCUUGAAUUCUGAGUCUUCUCCCUCUCUGCCUCUGAUAAUGCAUCACAGCGCCGCAGAGUGCCUGCAGGUCUCCAACCACACCACCAAUGUUGUGUCUACUGUCCCACCUGUUUUGUCUUUGCUCCCAACUCGUGUGUUCGUGCACCGGCUUUGCCACCCCAACCCCGGGACACCUCGGCCAGGCCUUCACUACUCGGUGCCCUCGUGUCACUAUGGGAAUCAGCCUUCUACUUAUGGGGUCAUGGCAGGUAUCAAACCUGCRACUCCAGAGAUGCUCUCAGCAAGUCUCUCCCAGACUCGCAUCUUGCAGACGUGCAGCAUGCCSCACCCCAAUGUGGUAAAUGGUGUCAGCACCUUGCAAAGUGGGCUGACCCCGUGCCUGUACAAGUUCCCYGAGCAUGCCCUGAGUGCCAGCUCCUGUGCCCUGGGCCAUGGMUUUGCCCCCAUGGCCCAGCCCCUGCUCACGGACGAUCCCAAUGCCGCCGACUUCAAGCAGGAAUUCCGCAGGAAAAGCAAGGCUGUGGAGGAYCCCGUGGACAUGGACUCGCCUGAAAUCAGGGAACUGGAGAAAUUUGCCAACGAGUUUAAGCUGAGGAGAAUUAAGCUGGGCUAUACACAAACCAACGUGGGAGAAGCGCUGGCUGCUGUGCACGGCUCUGAGUUCAGCCAGACAACAAUUUGCCGGUUCGAGAACUUGCAGCUGAGCUUCAAGAACGCCUGCAAGCUGAAAUCCAUCCUGUCCAAGUGGCUGGAGGAAGCAGAACAAGUGGGAGCUUUGUACAAUGAAAAAGUUGGAGUGAAUGAACGGAAGAGAAAGCGCAGAACCACCAUCAGCAUCGCUGCCAAAGAAGCCCUGGAGAGGCACUUUGGAGAACAAAGUAAGCCUUCUUCUCAGGAAAUUAUGAGGAUGGCUGAGGGGCUUAAUCUCGAGAAAGAAGUCGUGAGAGUUUGGUUUUGCAACAGAAGACAAAGGGAAAAAAGAGUGAAAACCAGUUUACACCAGAAUGCUUUCAGUUCUAUCAUCAAGGAGCACCAGGAAUGCCGGUAAAGCUUUUCCACUACA